AUGUCGUCCAAUCAGCUCUUUCAAUACUCUGUAGUCUCAGCUCUCAUGGAUGGCGUCGCCGAGACCGGCAUCACCAUCUCAGACCUCAUCGCGCACGGCGAUCACGGUCUCGGCACGUUCCGACACAUGGUGGGCGAAAUGAUCAUCCUCGAUGGGGUCAUCUACGACAUGAAACCCGAUGGCUCAGUUGUUGCCGUUGAUAGCACUGCAUGCGCAGAGCAAUCGGCUCCUUUCGCUAUGGUUACUCGCUUUGAACCCACAGCCACGAUCUCGAGGCCCCUGCAGGACAAAGACACGUUGGCACAGAUCCUGUCACAGCUUCUUCCGGGGACCAAAAAUCACUAUGUGGCUUUCAGGGUAGACGGUGCCUUCAAGGCAGUGACGGUCCGUACCGUUGGCGGCCAGAAGUCUCCCGGUGAGAGGCUUGCCGAGCUCGGGAAGCGGCAGGUCUCCCACUCGUUUGAGCAGGUCCGGGGCACGAUUAUUGGCUUCAGGUCACCCACGUUUAUGCAGGGGGUCAGUGUUGCCGGUGAUCACCUGCAUUUCAUCUCGGAAAAUCGGGACUCAGGUGGUCAUGUGUUGGCCUUGGAAAGUGACGAUGAUUUGACCAUUGCGGCAGCCCCCAUCACGGCGGUUCAUUUACAGCUACCCUCAAAUGGCGAAGACUAUAAUCAGGCUGAACUCGCCAGGGACGACAAAGGGAUUGCUGCUGUUGAGGGGUAA
Messenger RNA from Fusarium keratoplasticum, 723 nucleotides. RefSeq names its product Alpha-acetolactate decarboxylase. Gene Ontology annotation, biological process: acetoin biosynthetic process. Gene Ontology annotation, molecular function: acetolactate decarboxylase activity. Bases 1 to 723 code for a protein of 240 amino acids. The record is from RefSeq and is a predicted model, not a curated record. The transcript has a single exon. NCBI's taxonomy places the organism in Eukaryota, Fungi, Ascomycota, Sordariomycetes, Hypocreales, Nectriaceae.